Aureobasidium subglaciale EXF-2481 is the source of this 1200-nucleotide messenger RNA. RefSeq lists its product as uncharacterized. The record is from RefSeq and is a predicted model, not a curated record. The coding region runs from base 1 to 1200 and encodes 399 amino acids. NCBI's taxonomy places the organism in Eukaryota, Fungi, Ascomycota, Dothideomycetes, Dothideales, Saccotheciaceae. The transcript has a single exon.
AUGUCUUCACCAUUGGAAAGAACACUUCUCCGUCUCCAAGCCUCGCCCGAAGGUCUUGGUCUCGGACACUUUAUCAAGUCAUAUCUGACUCCUCAAGACAUGUUGAGCCUGAGGUCGACAUCCCACGCAUUGCACGACCUCUAUGAGCUCAACGAGGUGGCUUUCGAAACCAUCUACAUUCACACGCCUGUGCCUCCUGGUCGAAAACAGUACGCCAACCUACUGUCGAUUGCUGAACGGGGUUGCCGGCACGUUGUGGUCAGAAUCGCCUUUUCCCACAAUGCCUGCCAAUCACUUUUAAACAACGACCUCGACACUAGUAUCCUCACUCAUGACUCAGACAGUAGCAGCGAUUCGAUCUCUGACAUUCUAGAGACUUACUGUCCAUACGUCGAGCCGCCGGUCGCUUGGAAAUACAUCGUUCAGAAGAAACCUGGUGCGAUCGAUCAAAGUCUGCUCCAACAAUGGUGCGAUAUCUUCAAGCUCUUGCCAGAGAUGGAAACUCUCAAGAUCGCAUGUAAUGGCGAUCCCGAAUGGCCCGGCUGCACUGAUAUCGAGAUGACACUUAUCAUGAUACGAAUCACUUUGGAGCGUAUCAACCCCAAGCACAUACAUACAGUAUGCUUGUCUCCCAUCCAUGCCAUGGGUAUCAUGCACCUCCGCUGGGCUGGGAGCGGCGCGUACGGAGAAGCGUGUACUUCCAGGGAUCCGAUCUGGUAUCGGCUGAAAGUGUUGAAGCUGGAUAUCACCAGCCCAUAUUCCGAUGGCUUGUUGCCUCAAUCUCAGAAAAGUCUGUUUGAGGAGAUCUUGGUUGAUUACCUGCACAGUUUCAGUCGAACAUUGACUAGACUUGAUCUUGCGUGGAUUGGGGUGGAAGGUCUGCACCCCUUCUGUACCAAAAACAACCACCGCGGGAUGAAGUUGACAAGAAGCUGGGACAGGCUGGAGGAGCUGCGGCUAGCUAACGUGAGUCGAGACUGUGGCACUUUAGUAAACAGCCAACUCGCUCCUGAUUUGAAAAAAGUCGUGAUCUCGAAUGAUACACCGGACACAAAUGAUCGUUUGGCGCACGAUGGAUGGAAAAGUUACCUGAGCGAGGAUGAUGGGGUGCACGAUAAUCACAACGCAAGCUGGAUGACCUUACAAGAUGUGCGCAUCUCAGCAAUACCUGAAGCACUCUUCCAACAUCGCCUUUCAUGA